This is a messenger RNA of Aspergillus heteromorphus CBS 117.55, 465 nucleotides long. RefSeq lists its product as uncharacterized. The transcript is spliced from 3 exons. Lineage: Eukaryota; Fungi; Ascomycota; Eurotiomycetes; Eurotiales; Aspergillaceae. Bases 1 to 465 code for a protein of 154 amino acids. The record is from RefSeq and is a predicted model, not a curated record.
AUGACUAUUCGAAAGACGUUACUGAAAUCCAUUAACGACAACACAAGGUCUCAAGUCAGCUACAAGGCAGCCAUACCACAACCAGAGCCACAAUGCAGGCACGGCAUCAAGCUAUCCCAGAUCCUCUUCGCUUUGUUCGUCUUCCUCGGUCUUGCCCUUGCCGCAGGAAAGGGAACGCAGGGCGGCAGAAGAAUCAAAGAUUAUAUCCCGGAGUACUAUGAUGAGGAGGAGGACGACGGAGCCGCGGAAUUCCAGCCGUUUUCUGUAGACUCCAUGACAACCGCAACCUGUGAUUCUUGCACGUCCGUCCCAACCUGCCAAGCUUGCAGCACCUACUACCAAUACUCGGAAGCCGUCCGUCCCGAGGUGACUGUAACUAAUACGAUGAGCUACGUCGAAUGUGCUGGUACACAGUCCUCAACUGUCAUCAGCUGCUCAACGCCACCCUCGAAACCAGAUCAAUAA